Molecule: messenger RNA, 2298 nt
Organism: Cyphellophora europaea CBS 101466
Lineage: Eukaryota; Fungi; Ascomycota; Eurotiomycetes; Chaetothyriales; Cyphellophoraceae
Exons: 1
Coding region: 1-2298 (765 amino acids)
Biological process (GO): positive regulation of mitotic metaphase/anaphase transition; anaphase-promoting complex-dependent catabolic process; protein K11-linked ubiquitination
Cellular component (GO): anaphase-promoting complex
Source: RefSeq, a predicted model, not a curated record
AUGGCCCGCUUCCUAACGCCUUCGAAGAUUGGCUUGCUUGUCCUGGCAUUGAUCUAUGCCCAGGAUGAAGUGCCGACGUCAGAAAGCGUGGCCGUCCUGACCUUCAUCAUAACAUACGUCAGUCCGAAUGGGCGACCACCCCACGCGCAAGCGGGUGCAGGGUACGACCCUGCAUUGCCAAUCUCCGCCUUCGAGAAGGCUCUUUCAACUCUUGCUUCUGUCAUGCCUGGUAGAUCGGUCUACGACGCAUUUCUCAAACGCAUGUGGUCAAUCGAUUGUUCACAUGCACUGGAGAGCCUUAUGGAGGGACUGCCUUACAUGCUUCGCAAGUCUCGGGAGCAGAUCAUCCGGGACCGCGAAAUGGGCAUCCCACCAGAGCAGCAGACUGCCCAGAUCAUGAGAACAUCACCCCUUGGAGCUUUCAUUAGAAGAUGCCAUCUUGAGUACACACGACUUCAAUUCCAAGAUGCCACUGAGCUUUGGCAGCAAUUCAUUGCAUAUCGCGCGCCUACCCAGCAGCAAUUCGAGAGAAAGAAUCCCCCAAUUCGACGCAAUCUUCUCGACAGCAACUUGUCCGAGCUCGGCGUGGACUCGUCUCACCCGCUCGUACGAAUCAUGUACGGUGAUCAGCUCGGCUCUGAAGAUAGACCGCAGGCGUACAGCGCCCACGAUGUGGAGAAGCUCCUCGAGUUCCAGGUCUGCGAGAUGCAGUCCUUCGGCUCUCGCCUGCCGGAAGAUAUGCGCCACAAACUAAAUGAGAUGUCUCAGCAGGGAUCUUCCGUUCCGAAGCUCGCGCAUUAUCUCAAAUUUCUCGAUUCUUGGCGAGCAGGAGACUAUACUUCCGCCUUUGAUAACCUCCAUCGCUACUUCGAUUACACAAUGCAGAGUCGGGAUCGCACGUUUUACCAGUAUGCCCUGCUAAACCUCGCCAUUCUCCAAGCCGACUUCGGCUGCUCCUCUGAAGCCAUACCCGCGAUGCAGGAAGCCAUUGCAACGGCCCGUGAGAAUAAGGACACGGCCUGUCUCAACUUCUGCAUGUCUUGGCUAUACCACUUCGGACGUACCUUUCCCUCAGAAAUGAAAGCUAUCAGGGACAGCGGUAUCCUUGGAAAUGAGACUGAGGGCCUCUCUUUUCUGAAGUCUCGCGCCAAAGAUGCCGAGAUGUGGUCGCUCCUCUCCACAUCCUUCCUCAGCGAGGCCAAGCUCGCGCUCCAGCACGGCGACUCUCUGUCCUUUGUCUUCGAAUCGAUCACGAAAGCCGCGCACAUCAAUGUCUCUAAGGCCACCUCUAAUGUCGCCGGCCCUACCCUCCUGAUGCGUGCUUCAGCCUUCUCACGAAUUGGCCUCGCCCAGCUAGCCUGGUCGUCUUCGGAGACGUUCCUUACCUGCUACUCCAGCGAAGCGCCGAUUGGGGAUGUUCUGAAGUGCACAUGCCGUAUGACUUCAUUCCUCGCUCAACGAGGUCGCUAUUCGGCGAUCGCUGACACACUCUCCUCCGUCUCACCAUCGACACUCCGUGUCCUGAAAUACCACAACUACUGGACAUUCUACUCCGGCCUCCUUAAGCUCCGCCGUCUCAUCCGUCAUGAUGACCUCUCGGCUGCCGAAUGCAUCGCCACUCAACUCCAGGGCCAAGACCCUCCCGAUCUCGAAAUCUCCUUCUCGUUGACCUUCCUGCGCAUUGAGCUCCUGAUCGCCCGUGGCAAUCUGGCCUCAGCGCUCUCACUCGUCGAGGAGCUCACCGAUCGCGCAGCAUCCGACAACAACGACAUAAUCAUCCUAUGCCGCUUGCUCAACAUGAAAGCCCGCAUCCUCACCGCUUCAGAGAACCCGCUCAAGGCCUUCUCCAUUGUGACCCGUGCCGCUCAAAUGGCAUACCGUGCCCUCGCGCUGCCGGCCCUGUGGGAGGCCGUCGGACUGCUCGCCAACAUCCUCAAUGUCCUCCGCGAGUUUACUGCCGCCGCAGAUUUGCUAAGCGCCAUCUUGCCGCGCGCCCUGGAGUGUCAGGACUGCGAGCUGGCGGCGGCGACGUACAGCUACCUGGUAGAUGCGGAGAUGGGUUUAGCAGGCACGGAGAAGACGAGCAAGACCAGGCGGAAAGAGUGGGUGAACCGCGCGAUGGAGCAUUUGGAAGAGGCAGGGAGACAGUAUGGAUGGGCGGAGGACGUGAAGGGGCAGCUGGAUGUGCUGUGGAAACGAGCGAGGGUGAUGAAGUGGAUGGGAGAUGCCGUGCUUGCUAACGAUACGGCGAGUUUGUACCUGGAGGUCAAGGCUCGGUACGAGGAGACGAAAUUAUGA